AUGACCCCUUUAACAUUAGUUUCUAACAUAAAUGUGAAAGAUAAAUCUGAUUUUACAGGCAUUUCUCAGCCUUUAAGUGGAAAGCUGAGUGGCCUUGUUUCUGUUGGAGACACUAAAGUUCAGCUAAACAAUGUGGACAUCCAUGGCUUUGCUGUGUUGGGAGAAGGUCGCGUAUACAUCUCCAUCAGUCCUGUCCCAGCUCAGGCAGGUUGGGCUCUGAUGGCUGUAAGCCCUCUGGUCUCUACAUUUGGCUGGCUGUUUGCUCUUGAGCUCCAAGACCAUCUGAAUGGCUUCAGCAUAACUGGUGCUGAGUUUUCUGAUCAGGCAGAGCUGGUCUUCAGCCCACAAGGUCAGCGUGUUACCAUUAUUCAAGAGGCUCAAGGAAUGGAUUCAUAUAACCACUUGAAUUUCAACAUAAGGAUCAAUGGAGAUUUACCUAGCAUUCCUGGUGGUGCUAACGUCCAUAUUCUGCCAUAUGAAGAGACCUAUCAAUACAAUCAAUCAGCUGUGACAUCAUCUUCACUGCGAGAGUACAUGGUGGUGUCAGAAAAUGGUGGAUCUGAGACAUUCUCCUACCUGCUACACCAGAAUGUGAGUUUCCGUAGCUGUGAGCAUGGCACAUGGACCAUACCGGACUUUCAACAGGUGCAUGUGGAGCAUCUGAUGGUCAUGUUCACAGAAGGAACCACCCUUAGAUAUGCCAUAACCAAUAAAGUGGGGCCUGUAGGAGGUGAGCUCCCUGGGCUUGUGGAGUUGAACCCCUGUUCGACUGGGAAGCACCAUUGUGACCCCAUGGCUCUCUGCCUGCCAGGGGAUGACACUCAUUAUCAUUGUCAGUGUGCCAUGGGCUUCCAAGGGGAUGGACGCAACUGCUAUGAUGUAGAUGAGUGCGCUGAGGGGCUCAGUUCCUGUGGUCCUCACUCCGAGUGUGUGAACAUGCCGGGUGGCUAUCACUGCCACUGUCAGUCUGGCUAUGAGUUUGACCUCGAUUUGCAUGUGUGUGUGGAUAUUGAUGAGUGUUUUCUGCAGCUCUGUCAUCCGUUUGCUUCCUGCUUCAACACCCAGGGCUCUUUCCACUGCCAGUGCUGGCCUGAAUACAAGGGCGACGGCUUCCUCUGCCAACCACCACAAAAGCGCAAACCGCCCUUAACUGUGUGCCAACACCACAGAGAAAGUUUGCAGGAGAGUCUAAGCAUCUACCCAGGCCUGGAGGCCUUUAUUCCUCAGUGUGAUGAGAAAGGGCAGUACAAACCCCUGCAGUGCCUGGGCUCCACUGGACACUGCUGGUGUGUGGACAGUAGAGGGCAGGAGAGAGUGGGCACCAGGACAAUGCCUGGCACAGUGCAUGCCAACUGUGAUCAACCAGGUAUGGAUUUCUGCCCUCACAUUUUGCACUUACUGCUUUCUAACUUUUGAUUUGGUCAGAUAAACGCUUCUUUUGUUUU
Messenger RNA from Sinocyclocheilus grahami, 1445 nucleotides. Its product is annotated as nidogen-2-like. The record is from RefSeq and is a predicted model, not a curated record. Gene Ontology annotation, molecular function: calcium ion binding. The transcript is spliced from 7 exons. NCBI's taxonomy places the organism in Eukaryota, Metazoa, Chordata, Actinopteri, Cypriniformes, Cyprinidae. The coding region runs from base 1 to 1416 and encodes 471 amino acids.